Dendronephthya gigantea is the source of this 1772-nucleotide messenger RNA. RefSeq lists its product as uncharacterized. The record is from RefSeq and is a predicted model, not a curated record. The transcript is spliced from 5 exons. Bases 271 to 813 code for a protein of 180 amino acids. NCBI's taxonomy places the organism in Eukaryota, Metazoa, Cnidaria, Anthozoa, Malacalcyonacea, Nephtheidae.
UAAUGUCUGUAUAGCUGGUGCGACGGUUUCAUUGCUAAUUUUGGACGAUUUACUGUGACGCGUGGAAUAUUGUUGAAUUUGGGAAUACGACCGACUAUAAAGUAUAAACUAAAAGGUUUUCUUAUAUUUCCUUUAGUUUUCAAUAUUAUUUGCCACAAACGUUACGGGGAUUUAAUAUACACUGUUACAAAAAAGUGAGAAAUAUCGAAUCGAUUUUCAUACGUUGUCGUGUGGAGUUCGUCAGUUUGCUAAACGAAAUUGAAAAGCGAAAUGCCCGGACGGUUCAAAAUGAUCAAACUUCCAAAGAGUUCACACACCAGAAAGAUCUUAACGAUCAGCGCCCUUCAAAUUGCAGCUGUGAUAAUCGCUGUAUGCUCUGUAAUUGCCUACAUGUCUUAUAGUGGACUGUCCAAAGGUCGCUGGGCUUUUUUUAUUUUCGUCUGUAUCUUGGCGCUCUCUUAUGCUAUCUCCAUGCCGAUUAUAUUUCUCAAGAAAAUACCACGAACGUUCCCUAAUUGGAACUGGAACAUCAUGUUGCCCAUACCAUCAGUAAUACUAGUUGUACUUCUCCUGGCUGCAUCCAUCGCCAUUUCGGUUCAUGUUGAUCACGGAUGUUUGGAAUACUGCGGUUUGGUCUCUUUUAUCGCGGCAAUCGCGUUUCUUUUAACAUUGCUCUUCUUGGUCGAGACGCUGUUGCUAUUGAGGAAAGCCUUAAAGGAUCGUGAUUCGCGACGUGAAUCCGCCAUCGUCAACAACAUGGAGACACAGACCGAAACACAUACCGACUCACAGACAUCCACUUCACAGCUAUAAGACUGUCAGACAGAGCUACAGAUCCGGAAAAACGUUGCUUACAGCUUACUGCAUGUGUACUGUAGACCUAAGCGUUUGAUUUGCCAAUAGGAGCAUGCGCAGAGAGUGGCUUAGAAUCCUUAAAUGCUUUCUACUUCCGCACGUCGCUGCAGGCGGCCUGGCGAAGAGGACAAAGAGCAUUGGAAGUCAUGGACUAGUUCAAAAACUAAUAAAACGCUCAAUUUCAUUUGCAUCAUUCUUUGGUUAUAUAAACAAGUUCAUUUACAGUACUGUCCAGAAAUGGCCUAACAAAAACCGCGGUCCAAACUCCAACUCCAACCGCGGUGAGACGAGGUUGACCCUCGGCCUAACUUGUUUUGACAGACAUUUCUUAAGAUUUUUUCGAUUUGGUUAUUGUGUUGUCCUUCUCAGCCGUGUUUAUAACAUAACAAUUCGUUCGGAAGCGAACGGCCACUGCGAAGGUAUUUUUUCCCUUGCGGUCGUCUGCGAUUUCUAUCGAUCAAGCGCAACCGCAGUGUUAGAUUAUUUCUGAACAGUACUGUAACAUGCAGUACUUUCUUGAUACUUUGUAAUAUAAUAUGCAUGACGAAAGAAAGCUGGCUUUCCUACGAUAGAUUCAUGGUUAAAGAAGUGAUAUGCAUUCAUGUACAAAUGUUAAAUAUUCUUUCUUCCCGGCAUAAAUUUAAUAGUAAUCCCAAAUAUAAGGUGUCCCGAUGUUAGCUAUCAGUCGAUAGUUGAUAUAGUUCUGAUACUUUCAUCUACAGUGCACGCAGAUAUGACAGAUCGAGUUAAAACAGGUGCAUGUUAUUCUGAAUGCAACUUUGGUACGAAUAGAUUUAUAGAAGCGUUAUGAAAAGCACAUGCAGCAAUCCAGACAAUGAAUCAUAGAGCAGUCGUCCUUCAGUCUUGAACUGAGAUUUCUUGAUGCAAACAGUCCUUUGAAGUGAAAUAAAGUAUAA